AAGGGGAGGUGAAGCAGGCCAUUAAUAUGUAAGAGUUGGUCAAAUAGGACAUAAGAUAUAGAGAUAAGAGCUACUAAAAUAUCAAGAUCCAAAAUUGAGAAGAAAAUAAUCAGGUUUUACAAUUAGAAGGGUGAGAAGAUCAAGAUUCAAGAGACAUCAAAGCAUGCAGAUGUAAGAUUGUCAACAAGGAAAGAACGUCCAGUUUUCAUCGAAGAUGUCCAUUACACCAGAAAGACAUAUGUUUCUGCAAGGUGGGAGUGGUAGAGGCAAUUCAGGACUUGUUCUUUCUACCGAUGCUAAGCCUAGACUCAAGUGGACACCAGACCUCCAUGAGCGGUUCAUAGAAGCAGUCAACCAGCUUGGAGGAGCAGACAAGGCUACUCCAAAAUCAGUCUUGAAACUAAUGGGAAUUCAAGGACUUACUUUGUACCACUUAAAGUCUCAUCUCCAGAAGUACAGGCUAGGUAAAAAUCUAUGUGGGCAACCUAAUGGUGGCGGGGCUAAUAAAAUCAGUAUGGUUCCACAAGCACGAGACAGGAUGGUUGGAACAGAUGAUAUCCAUAUGAGCAAUUCAAGUGUUGGGCCUCAAACAAACAAAAACUUACAAAUAAACGAAGCACUACAGAUGCAAAUUGAAGUUCAGAGAAGGCUACAUGAGCAACUUGAGGUACAGAGACACUUACAGCUCCGAAUAGAAGCACAAGGGAAGUAUUUACAAGCAGUGCUAGAAAAGGCACAGGAGACAGUUGGAAGGCAAAACUUGGGUGCAGUGGGACUAGAAACCGCCAAGGUUCAACUAUCCGAAUUGGUCUCCAAAGUAUCCACACACCGCCUAAAUUCUGCAUUUUCGGGAAUGAAGGAUGUGUCGAACAGAAGUAACCAGCCAACAGACUGUUCAAUAGAUAGUUGCUUGACCUACGGUGAAGGUCAACAAAUGGAUCAGGAGAUGAUGGGUUUGAACUUUUUAAAUGGUAGUAGUAAUGCACCUUUGAAGUCAAAGAAGGUCGAAGAUGAACCAGAAAACAUAUGGUGUGAAGAAAUGAAAAGAAACAAGAAGUUUCUUUCCUCAAGUGAUUUGUCCAUGAGUGUCGGACUCGAGAGUAGCGAAUGGAACACUGAUAGAAGUUACUCUGAGCAAAGGUUUACGUGUAGGGAUGAGGAUGCCAUUUUCAUGGAUCAAGUUACCCGAAACAAAACAGAACCAAUCAAGCCAGAAAAUAUGGAUAUAACACAAAAGUUUCAAUUGCCAUAUUUCGAAAAGAAACUGGACCUAAAUGCUCAUGAUGAGAAUGAUGCUGCUUCAAGUCGAAAGCAAUUUGAUUUGAAUGGAUUAAGCUGGUGAAAACAAGAAGGUUUAGUCUGAGCAAAGAGCCAUCUUUUCUCAUUCAUGUUAAGAACUGUAAUAUAAAUGGUUUGAAAACAUCAGAUAUUUCAAUCAAAUAAUUGAAGACUCGGGGUCA
Cynara cardunculus var. scolymus (artichoke) is the source of this 1460-nucleotide messenger RNA. RefSeq names its product myb-related protein 2-like. The coding region runs from base 215 to 1342 and encodes 375 amino acids. Gene Ontology annotation, molecular function: DNA binding; DNA-binding transcription factor activity. The record is from RefSeq and is a predicted model, not a curated record. Lineage: Eukaryota; Viridiplantae; Streptophyta; Magnoliopsida; Asterales; Asteraceae. The transcript has 7 exons.